Molecule: messenger RNA, 884 nt
Organism: Callorhinchus milii (elephant shark)
Lineage: Eukaryota; Metazoa; Chordata; Chondrichthyes; Chimaeriformes; Callorhinchidae
Gene: btg4
Product: B-cell translocation gene 4
Exons: 4
Coding region: 1-852 (283 amino acids)
Biological process (GO): negative regulation of cell population proliferation; negative regulation of mitotic cell cycle
Cellular component (GO): cytoplasm; nucleus
Source: RefSeq, a predicted model, not a curated record
AUGAAGGAGGAGAUCGCAGCAACGGUGGUGUUUAUCUCCAGCCUGGUCAGGAAGGGAGGCCAUGUGGGCAGCAGGAAAAUGGGCAGGUUCGGGGGCCGCUUAACCAAGAUCCUGUUUGAGAAAUACAAGAACCACUGGUACCCGGACACCCCCCACCGCGGCCAGGCUUACCGGUGUAUCCGGGUAAACACUGUGCAGCCUGUGGACCUCGCGCUGCUGCAGGCCUGUAAGGAGAGCGAGGUGGAGUACGCAGCCCUCGAGUUGCCGAGGGAGCUGACGAUCUGGGUGGAUCCUCACGAGGUUUGCUGUCGGUGUGGAGAGAAAAACCAGCCAUUCACUGUGACCCGGUUGCAAGAUGACGACCAAGACUCCGAGAUCUUCAGAGACAUCAACCGUGCUGCUGAGAUUGUGUCCUGGGACUAUCCCUCUGGCAUGUCCUCUGACGAGGAGAUUGUCCGGGAGCUGGUCACCCUGUCUGUGAAUGACCAGGCCCCAGAGCUGGAGGCGGGGAGAGAGGACGGCUACAAUGGGGAGAUCGGAGCCAACAUACCCAUUGUGAGCAACCCUAACAGCGUCCACAACGAGUACUUCAGGAGAGAGGAGUGGGAACGUGGGACUGAUGAGCCCCAGAAAAUCCCGCGAGUCCACAACCCCAACAGCAUUUACCAGUUCAGUGAUUUCUACCGCCUGCCAGUGACUGCGGUGUGGCCCAAGUUCACUCGCAAGACCCUCCCCUCUGAUGAGUACAGCAGCUACCAUCAAGCACAAAAACCCUAUAGAAUGUACAGAGCGUCCUCAAUAUUUACUGGUCCACGUGUGGAUAGGUAUCACUGGGUGAACACUAAACGCUGAGACCGUUUGCUCCAUCCCCCAGUGUGUGUGUG